UUUACGUUCCUCAAACGUUUCAGAAAAUUAUCGAAUAAAUAAUUGAAAAAUAACUAGUUUCAGCUCAUAAAAUGGGCUCCGAUAGGAAAAAACAUAAAAAGGAGUCUAAGAAGCACAGACACCGUUCAAGAUCCGAAUCCGAGGAAGAUGAAGAAUAUCGUCGGGAUCGCGCCGAAAGGAAAAAAGUCAAGAAGAGCAAGGAAAAGAAACGUCACCGUCGCAGCAGAUCGCGAUCCGUAGAGGAAGUCAAUAGUGAUAGCUCCGAUUGCGUUGAAGUUCCCGUUUUGCCACCCCCAGCUCCAACAAUUUCAAGUUCUCGUCGUCGUGCCAGUCCCGAAGUUGAAGUUCCUCCGCCGCCUCGUCGAUCUCGUUCGCCUGUUAAACGAAAGCAACGUACUCCAAGCCCGCCGCCAAUCACCCAGAAACGUCGCAAGAGCAAAUCCAUGUCUCCGAUUCCCGAUGGCGGCGCAGGCGAUUGUCUCAGCAUCGAAGAAACGAACAAAUUGCGCGCGAAACUCGGAUUGAAACCGCUUGACGUGACGCCAGCGGAAAAGAAACCAAGUCCCGAAAAAGAUGCAAAGCCCAAAAAGGACGGCGAACCAGAACUGAAAGUUUUGAAGGACGAUUGGGGCGAAUUCGUGCAUAAACCAGCAGAAAACUUCGCCGAGAAGAAUAACGUGGCGAAAAUUCGUGAACGUCUCAAGGAAAGACGCGAAAAACGAGCUUUAGAGGCACGAAUUACGUCGUUAAAAACAUUGGGCGAGUCCGAUGGGGAAGACGACGCGAAAAAUUGGGUGACGAAACAACGUGACACGGUGAAAUUGAAGCAAGAAGCCGAAAAACGGGCAAAAAUGCUCGAAGAAAUGGACGAGGAAUUCGAAGCGCCGGUCUUGGUCGACGGUGAAUUACGUCGCAGGAAGAAAAAAGCUUACACCAACCGAGAUUUGCAAGGAUUGAAGGUCGAACAUGACAUCAGCAGCUUCACCGAAGGCAAAUCCGUGAUUUUAACGCUCAAGGACAAAGGCGUUUUGGAUGAAGAGGAAGACGAUACUUUGGUCAAUGUGAAUUUCGUUGACGACGAAAGAUACAAAAAAAGUGUCGAAAAUAAGAAACAAAACCCGCAUCGAUACGGCUAUGACGUGUACGAGGAGCAAGUUGACGAGUUCGGACAACCGAUUGAACGUAGUUUGUUGAAAAAAUACGACGAAGAGGUCGGAGAAGUGAAAAAAUCGAGCUUUGUGAUUGGCGAAAGUAUCGAAGAAGAACGAAAACGCAAGAGAAAGUUGCAAGAAUUAAAGGCGAAGCUCGAAAACAAGGCUCUUGUCUCACUUGACACGAUUCCUCUGACCCUCGCUUCCGAGUAUUACAACGAAGAAGAGUUAACCAAAUUCAAAAAACCCAAAAAGAAGGUCAAAAAAGUCCGUCAAAAGUUAAAAGCUGACGAUUUACUCGCCAUGGCGGCAGAUCACGACUCCAAAAAGGACUUUGGCUCCCGUCGAAAUCGCCAUCUCGACACCGAUGACACGGAAAUCCCCGACAUUAAGCCAGACGACAUCAAAGUUGAAGUCGACGAUGACUUGGAAAAAGUUUUAUCCAAAGCAAGGCGUCUCAAACAGAAGGAAGCGAUCAUCCAGAAACCCCUCCCGUUGGAACAACUGGCUGUCAAAGAGGAAAUUAAGCAAGAAGACGACGACGAAGACGUUUCCAACGGCUUAACGUUCAAUUCGAACAUCAUCCUGAACGAAACCGCUGAAUUUUGUCGAACUCUCGGCGAUAUUCCAACUUAUGGCUUGGCAGGAAAUCGCGAUACCGACACAGCAGAAAUCAUGGACUUUGAUAAUAUCGAUCAGGAUAUCGACGAGAACACAAAACGACAUAAUACCUGGAACACCGUCGAUCCGGACGAGGAAAUGCCCGAUGUGAUUGAUAUCACGGACGACGUAAAGCAUGUAGCGGAAGCGGCGAUUCUCGAUGAAGAGCCUGAUGUCGCGAGCGGCGUUGGAGCAGCACUUAAACUCGCAAUGUCGAAGGGUUAUUUGGAGAAGGAAGAGUCAAAUCGACCGAGUAAUGCGAAAUUUGCGCAUUUACAAGCCAAAAACUACUCCAUUGAUGAUAAGGCGUAUGGCGAGGAUGACAAAUAUAGUCGUCGUGAUCGAUAUUCGGGACCGCUGAUGGAUUUCAAAGAGAAAGAGGGAUUCAAGCCAAACGUGAAACUGGAAUAUAUUGACGAUAAUGGACACAUUUUGAAUGCGAAAGAGGCAUUUAGGUAUUUGUCACACAAGUUCCAUGGCAAGGGACCAGGCAAGAAUAAGGUUGAGAAGCGUCUCAAGAAGGCGGAACAGGAAGGGUUGAUGAUGAAAAUGAGUUCAACUGACACGCCAUUGGGAACGCUCAGUAUGCUGCAACAAAAGCAAAAAGAGACCCACAGUGCUUACGUAGUGUUAAGUGGAAAUAAGGCUGGCACGAGUACUAGUUUCGUUAAGGAAAAGUAGAAAAGUAUCUCAAUGUUAUCAGAAUUUGUAGCGUCUUCUAAAAAAAAAUUAUCGAAAAUAAAAAAAAAUUAUUAUUUGACAAAA
Molecule: messenger RNA, 2576 nt
Organism: Culicoides brevitarsis
Lineage: Eukaryota; Metazoa; Arthropoda; Insecta; Diptera; Ceratopogonidae
Product: U4/U6.U5 tri-snRNP-associated protein 1
Exons: 4
Coding region: 72-2492 (806 amino acids)
Biological process (GO): mRNA cis splicing, via spliceosome; maturation of 5S rRNA
Cellular component (GO): U4/U6 x U5 tri-snRNP complex
Source: RefSeq, a predicted model, not a curated record